CGCUGGCGUCUCUUUCCCACCAGGGUUCUGUUGGAGUGCCUGGUGUUCCUGGGAAAGACGGACAAAUGGGAGAACCUGGUUUGCCUGGCAUAGCAGGGGAGAAGGGAGCAGCAGGGCUUAAGGGUGACCCUGGAGAGAGAGGAGAAAAGGGUGAUGCUGGAGAAAAUGGACCAAAGGGUGACACAGGAGAAAAGGGUGACCCUGGUUCGUCUGCUGCAGGAAUUAAGGGUGAACCUGGUGAAUCUGGACGGCCUGGACAAAAGGGUGAACCAGGUCUUCCUGGGCUUCCUGGACUCCCUGGGAUAAAGGGUGAACCAGGUUUCAUUGGUCCACAGGGAGAACCUGGGCUGCCAGGGUUACCAGGAACAAAGGGUGACAGAGGAGAGGCAGGCCCUCCUGGGAAGGGUGAGCGAGGUGAAACUGGACUUCCAGGACAAAAGGGGAGAACAGGUGAACCUGGAUCUAGAGGCCCCAAAGGGUCAAAGGGUGAUACAGGUGACAGAGGUGACACGGGAUCUGUAGGUCCACGGGGGCCACCUGGACAGAAGGGUGAUCAAGGUGCUACAGAGAUAAUUGAUUAUAAUGGCAAUAUUCAUGAAGCUCUACAGAGGAUUGCCACCCUCACUGUCACGGGACCACCAGGACCACCGGGACCCCAAGGGUUGCAAGGUCCAAAGGGUGAACCAGGAUCCCCAGGAAUUCCUGGAGUUGAUGGGGAACAGGGUCCUAAAGGACUAAAAGGAGAUAUGGGUGAACCUGGAAUGCAUGGAGAAAAGGGAGGAAUUGGACUACCUGGAUUGCCAGGAGCCAAUGGCAUGAAAGGUGAAAAAGGAGAUGCUGGUUUGCCUGGUGCUCAAGGCCCUUCGAUCAUAGGACCUCCUGGACCUCCAGGGCCACAUGGUCCUCCGGGCCCUAUGGGACCUCAUGGCCUGCCUGGCCCAAAGGGUGAACCAGGGUUAAAUGGUCUUAAAGGAUUGAAGGGUGAACAAGGUCAAAAGGGUGACAGAGGGCCCCUUGGUCUUCCAGGAGCAUCUGGCUUAGACGGAAAGCCAGGACCCCGGGGUACAGAUGGCCCAGUUGGUCCCCACGGCCCUGCAGGCCCUAAAGGAGACAGAGGUGAAAAGGGAACUGUAGGUGACCCUGGACCCAGAGGACCCUAUGGCUUGCCUGGCAAAGAUGGCGAGCCUGGCCUUGAUGGUUUCCCUGGUCCUCGAGGAGAAAAGGGUGAAAUAGGAGAAAAGGGAGAAAAGGUGACCGCAGUGUUAUUAACUGUUGCUUGGUUCCUUGGACCAGUCAGCUCUGCUGUCUUUAUUCCAUAAAUCAUCCCAUUAAACCUGAUCUUUGUUUUCCCUGUGUGCCAAAAGGCAGCUCACAGAUGUGCACUAAACAAAAUCCUGUGUUAGAAAGAUCAUGAAAAUUUAUGCACAGAAUGAGUGCUACCAAUGUGUGCCAAAGCACAUCUUGUUCUUAGGCUCGCUUUCUCCACCCAUCUUACACUUGUUGAAAGUCCUUGUCAGCCUGAAACUUUUAAUGCAGACAUCACCGAAAUGAGUAAUUUUGGUAGUAAUGUCAUACAGGAGAGUCAGAGCCUCGGCAGUAUUUCAGUGUGACUGCUGACCCCAGCGCAUUGUGCCUGCACACGCUGCCUGUCCCAUACCGAGUGGCAAAGGACAGGAACUGUGCUAAUCUUUACUAUUGACAGCGGCUUAUUUACAGUUAAGAUAAGUACUCAGUGAUGCUUGUGGACUGAAAUCUUACACUACAUUUCUGGUAAACCAACCCAACAGUGUGGGUAACAGAAGAGGCCUGAUGUCAUUUUCACUGUACAGACAUGGUGGCAUGGAAAUUGUUCAGUAAAAUGUAAUUUAGGACCAAAUGAUGUAGAGAAAUACUCUAUUCAAACAAGUUGAGACUAACUGAUUUCUAGUUAGGUAACUUACUUCAGAUUGAAAUGUAAAAAUUAAUAUCAUGACCAAAACGCUGUGAGAAUGAUGCUUGUUUUUCAUUGAUACAUCUUGGUAGGCGAGUAGCUCAUUACAUCAGUUUUGAGAAUAAAUUCUAGGCCAGUGGUUUUUGUUUUAGUGUGUUGACAGCUCAAGAGUCAGUGUUUGCAUUAUAAUGUCUGCUUAACUUGGCUGUAAAAAAAAAAAAAAAAGAAAAAAAUACUAUCUCCCAUUACUUCUACAAAAUUACAGUCCAGCACAAAAACAUUUGUACAAUUGGUUUUAUAUUUUCAAGUUUUACGAGUAGAAGUCUAUUAUUUAUUAAAAAUCAUUUCUUAUGUACUGCAUCCUGCUUCAGUAAAGAAGUUUUAGAAAACUACUAAAAAGAGAAUGGCGAUUCAAAUUCCACAUUCAACUUUCCUACUGCCAAAAAGGAAAAAGCUUUAAGAAAAGAUGUUACGUGCGUAGGGCAGGAAGGGAGCCCUUAUCCAAAAGUGCAGUUGUCUUUUGAUAUAAGGGUUGUCAGAAGAGUACUGAGGUGUCAGCAGGAUGGCUGGGAAGGCAUCAUCCUAUUCCCUGUAUCUCCUGUGCUGCCACAGCUCUGCAUGUGGGGCCACAAAGAUGAUGAGGGGCCUGGAACAUCUCCCUUAUGAGAAAAGGCUGAGACCUGGGACUGUUCAGCCCGGAGAAGACUGAAAGGGGAGCUUAUCAAUGCUUAUUAAUAUCUGAAGGUGUCAAGUGAGGCAGGGCUCUUUUCAGUUGUGCCCAGCAACAGGACAAGAGGCAAUGGGAACUGGCACAUAAGAAGUUCCAUAUGAACACAAGGAAGAACUUCCUUAUGGUGAGAGUAACAGAGCACAGGACCAGGCUGCCCAGACAUGUUCUGGAGCCUCCUUUUCUGGAGCCUCCUUUUCUGGAGAUAUUCAGGACCCAUCUAGACUUUCUUGUGUGACCUGCUAUAGGAAACCUGCUUUAACAGGGGGGCUGAACUCUAUGAGGUCUCUUACAACCCCAACAAUUCUGUGACUGAAGACUGUGGCAGCCUGACUGCCUGAUCUUUUACAGAAGUGCCACAAACUGGUGUUUUUCUAUAGGUGAUGAGGAAGGAUAGGAAAGAGACCUUUUGUUUUCUUAUUCAUCUGCAUGUCUUUUCACACUCUAUUUCUGAUGGAGCUCUAUAGGUGUUGGUAAGGACAUUAAGUACUUGAUGAGUGCUCAGUCCAUGGGAAAACUGGUCACGUCUUCAGGAACUCAGACUACUCUCUACACGUAUGAGUGCUGUGUUGGUUCAGAUAGGAUCACAGGUUUGCCAUGCAAAGUUUGGAGUAUAACUAGUCACCUGCUGACUUAUAACACAGCAAGUUAAUGAAAUAGAGCUCCUAAAAACAUGAAGGAGUUGGAAAUCAAACUGUACUAUCUGUUGUUAUAAUCAUUUUUAAGCAUGUCCAUGCUUUGUGCUUACAUCUACUCACAGUAAACAUAUCUGUGUUGCAGUGAGCGCAAACAAAGUGAGAUUUGACCCUAAAGCUGUUAAGAUUCUGUGCUAUAAUGCCACGCUUCUGGGUUUAACAUGAAAACACAACCGACUUGUGCUUUUUAUAUAUCACAGCCUUACAAUUUGGUACAGAAGGGUAAUGUUUGGGUUGCUUUUUUCUAAGUAUCAUCCUGAAACUUUUUGGCACACAGAAAAGAUAAACAAGGAACUUUGCCUAUCAUGUCACAAGUGCAAUAUGUUUUGUUCACGGAAAAGAUAUUUUUUCAUUCAAAUGUGCCAAGUAUGCUACGAUGCUGAAUGAAUAAUGUGCUUUCCUCUCUAUUUAAACGUGUUACAGCUAAUAGUUUUUUUAAUUUGUGUAAAA
Messenger RNA from Meleagris gallopavo (turkey), 3802 nucleotides. NCBI's taxonomy places the organism in Eukaryota, Metazoa, Chordata, Aves, Galliformes, Phasianidae. The record is from RefSeq and is a predicted model, not a curated record.